AUGAAUUAUCAAGAAUAUGAAGAAUAUGGAAAAUUAAAUAUUGAGUCAUUAUUAAAAAUAAUUCCUUAUUUAAGUCAUUAUAGAGAAGUAUUUACAUUUAUCCAAGUUAAUAAAAAGUUUACAUCAACUUUAAAAAAAGUAGAGAUUAGCCCUAAUUACCUACCACCUCCUUGUCCAUUAGAAUAUCCUCGUAAUGUAUUUUUUCAACAGAAAGCAUUUUUAAAGGAAUUAGACAUAUUUAAAGAAUUAAGGGUAUUUGAAUUAUAUGGAAAUUCUUCUCAAAUGCAAUUGGUUAUGAGCAAUAACCAUAAUGUAAAGCUAGCUAUCAAAACUUUUAACAUUAGUAAUGAUUUAGAUGACAUAGACAAAUCAGAUAAAAAUCGUUUUAUUGAAAUACGAUAUGAUGGAGAAGAUCCAAUUAAAUUAAUUAAUUUCAAAUCACUUCAACGAGCAACUAUAAUACUUCAAGGAGAAAAUAAGGUUAAACAAUAUUUAUUUAAAAAACACCAAUUAAAUUAUGUUAGAUUGAUAUUUCUUAAUUCUAUUGAUAUGGAUUUUAUUAACUCCCUUCAACUUUACCACGUCUCUACUUUAAUUAUUCAAAGUAAUUCUAUUGACGAAUUACAACAAGUUCUUUAUCUUCAAAAAUUAACAGAAAUCAAUUUUAAUCUUAUUUUUUGUAGUGAAAAGGAUAUUUCUUCUUUGAACAAUCCUUAUCACCUCCGUCUACUUCAAAUUCAAAAGAAACAAAAUGAUCAAAGUAUAAAAAAACAACUAUCUCCUUAUAUUCAAGUUGAUGGAUCUAAAGACAUAAAUAGAAAUAAAUUUUGUCAAAAAUUUAUCGAGAUUAAACAUUAUCACUUUAAAGAAGGAGACUCUAUUAAGAGUUAUAAAGAAAUAAAACACCUAAUCUUAGAUGAUUGUGUUAUUGAUACUUCAGUUGAUAUUGACGAUUUUUAUCCACCACAAUUAGAAGAACUAACGUGUAAUGAUGAUUUUCUUCCAUUUAAUAGUUUAAUAAUAAAACUAACACUUCAAAGACAUAAUGGUAAAUUAAACCUUUCUCGAUUUUCUCAAUUAGAAUAUUUAACAUUGGAAGAAUGUACUUUUGAUCCUAAAGACACUCACCCACUACAAUUACCACGAACUUGUCGUGUUUUACACAUCAAAUCAUUAAUAAAAACAGAAUCUUUAGAUUUUUCAUUGUUAGGUGAUGUUGACGAAUUAAUUGUUGAAAAGGUGUAUCAAAGUCAAAUCACAUUACCAACAUUUCUUUCCAAUUUGAUUAUCCUUCAAUCUCGUUAUUUUGCCCUUACAAAUGCAGAAACAAUUCAUCUUCACAACUUAGCAUUACUUCAAUCAGAACUUAUCUUCUUUGAUAUCAACAGAGUAGCAGAAAAUCUUGAUUGUUUAGUGUUCCAAUAA
Molecule: messenger RNA, 1425 nt
Organism: Entamoeba dispar SAW760
Lineage: Eukaryota; Evosea; Mastigamoebida; Endamoebidae
Exons: 1
Coding region: 1-1425 (474 amino acids)
Source: RefSeq, a predicted model, not a curated record